Messenger RNA from Macrosiphum euphorbiae (potato aphid), 1308 nucleotides. NCBI's taxonomy places the organism in Eukaryota, Metazoa, Arthropoda, Insecta, Hemiptera, Aphididae. The record is from the annotation of a GenBank genome assembly.
AUGGUAACACUAUCCUAUAUAGAGGCAUUAAGGAAGUUUCGCGUUUACUUGCUGGGAUUAAAAUUCAAAAUAGUGACUGAUUGUGCCGCCUUUACCAAAACUUUAGAGAAAAGGGAACUAGCUACUAGAGUAGCCAGAUGGGCGUUACUGAUCACCGAAUAUGACUAUGUAAUUGAACAUAGGGCCGGGUCGCGGAUGCCUCAUGUUGAUUCUCUGAGUUGGUAUCCUAUGUGCAUGGUACUACACAGUGAAUUCUUAGCGCGACUGAAGAUUGCUCAGCAAGAUGAUCCCCAUAUACAGCAACUCACUAUAGAUGAUCAAACUUUCACUAAAGUUGGUGGGCUAGUAUAUGAGAUUCGUAUCGGCCAAAAUUUACUAGUGGUUUCAGGCAGGAUGCAGAAUGAGGUCAUAAGGGACGCACACAACAUUGGUCACUUUGGUAUAAUAAAGACUGAAGCCCUGAUUCAACGUGAUUACUCCAUUAGCGACCUGAAGAGUAAAAUUGGUAAGAUAGUGAAUAACUGUGUCACUUGUAUUUUGGCUAACCGUAAGCAAGGCAAGAAGGAGGGUUUCCUGCACAGUAUAGAUAAAGGUGACACACCGUUAGCUAUGUGGCAUAUAGACUUUCUUGGCCCACUGACACCAACACCGAAGGGAUACAGACACAUUCUGGCUGUAAUCGAUGGGUUUACCAAGUUUUGUUGGUUAUUCCCUACCAAAAGUGUAACGGCUCAAGAGGUCAUUGAGAAAUUGACAGUGAUGGAGGCUACCUUUGGCAACCCCGGGAAAAUAGUAUCCGAUAGAGGAGCUGCAUUCACUUCUAAAGACUUUGGUGACUAUUGCUCAGGACGAGGGAUUCGCCACAUUCUCAUAACAACAGGCGUACCAAGGGCCAAUGGUCAAGUUGAGAGACUGAAUACCAUCAUUAUAAAUGUACUGACAAAGUUAAGUCUCAAUAAGACUGAUCAGUGGUACCAUCAGGUACCGAAAGUUCAGAUGGCAUUAAAUGGGUCAUAUCAGCGCUCCAUAGGCAUGACUCCGUUCAAAUUGGUUUUUGGGGUAGAAAUGAAUCACCCAGAGUACCAGUCAAUGAAAGAAUCAGUGGAGCUUGAGUAUGUCAGGUGUCACGAGGAAGGUCAAGAGGAAAACCGGCAGUAUGCAAAGAAGCAGAUACAAAAGGCGCAGAUUCAACAGCAGCGCAUGUUUAACAAAUCCAGGAAGGAAGCCACAAGCUAUCGCCUAGGGGAUCUGGUCGCCAUCAAAAGGACUCAAUUCCUACCCACACCAAAGCUGUGCAAGAAGUUCUAA